GCCCGAUCGCUGCGAGCGCAAUAACGAGCAUUUUCCCGCCGGGCCGUGGAGUCGAAUGCUGCACACCACAAUGAACGGAGAAGCACACAUGGAGCGUGAUAAAAGCGUCUCGCCUCGCACGCCGCAGCACGCAAACCCCACCUAAGUCCACGAUGUUUCUGCGCCAGCUCCUCGCGCUCGGCAGCCUCGCCGGCAGCCUCGCCCUGGCCGCGGCCCAGAACACCUCCUUCACCAACCCCGUCAUCUACAGCGACUACCCCGACAACGACAUCUCCACGGGCCCAGACGGCGCCUUCUACUUCUCCGCAUCCAACUUCCACUACAGCCCCGGCGCGCCCAUCCUGCGCUCCUGGGACCUCGUCAACUGGGAGCCCGUGGGCCACUCGCUGCCGCGGCUCAACUUCGGGCCCGGCUACGACCUGCCGGCGACGGGCGAGCGGGCGUACCGCGGCGGCACGUGGGCGUCCAGUCUGCGGUACCGUGAGAGCGACAAGACGUGGUACUGGAUCGGGUGUGUGAAUUUCUGGCAGACGUGGGUGUUUACUGCGGCGGCGCCCGAGGGGCCGUGGUACAACCGCGCGAAUUUCGGGGGCGGGGUGUGUUUCUACGAUAAUGGGUUGCUGGUGGAUGACGAUGAUUCGUUGUAUGUGGUGUAUGGGAAUGGGCAGGUUAAGGUCUCGCAGCUGGCGCCAGACGGGCUCAGUGUUGUGAAGACACAGGAUGUGUUUAGUGCGGCGACGGUGGGGGUCGAUUCGAUCGAGGGAAACAGGAUGUAUAAGAUCAACGGCACGUAUUACGUGCUAAACGAUAGGCCGGGCGGGACGACGUUCAUCUGGAAGUCGGCGAGUCCGUGGGGGCCGUACGAAGUCAAAGAGCUGGUGAAGGACAUCCAGUCGCCAGUUGAUGGAGGCAACGCACCUCACCAAGGCAGUCUGAUCGAGGCCGGCGGAAAGUGGUACUUCAUGUCGUUCACGUGGGCGUUUCCCUCCGGCCGGCUGCCUGUGCUAGCUCCCAUCACAUGGGGCGCAGACGGCUUCCCCGUGUUCGUCAAGGGCGACAACGGCGGCUGGGGCAAGACGUACCCCAUGCCACUGCCGGCAAAAGCUGUCAAGCCCCUGACCGGCACAUACCGCUUCGAAGGCCCCUCGCUAGGACCGACAUUCGAAUGGAACCACAACCCAGAAACCGCCCAGUUCACAGUCAAUCAGGGCCUCACCCUGCGCACCGCAAGCAACACAACCGACCUCUACGCCGCGCGCAACACCCUCACGCACCGCGUCUUCGGCGAGCACCCCGUCGGUACCAUCGAGCUCGACUUCGCCUCCAUGGCCGACGGCGACCGCGCCGGCCUCGCCGCCUUCCGCGACCGCAGCGCGUACAUCGGGAUCCACCGCGAGGGCACGAAAUACAGCAUCACCGUCAUGCACAACGCAACCAUCGACGAGUUCUCGGGCGCCACACUGGAUCUGGGCCGCGUGGUCGAUACGGCACGGGUGCGCGAAGGCGUGCGCAAGAUCUGGCUGCGCACGGCGAUGGACGCGCGGCCGAAUGGGAGCCGUGAGGCGCGGUUCUUCUACAGCUAUGAUGGUGUGAAGUUUGUGGAGCUCGGGGACGCGUAUGAGCUGUACACGGGCUGGGCGUUCUUCCUGGGGUACCGGUUUGGCAUGUUCAACUUCGCGACGAAGGGGCUCGGGGGGUCGGUCAAGGUGAAUCGGUUCACGUCCGCGUGAUGGGCCUGAGGGAGGUGUUGCGACAGCGAGGAGGCCAUUACAGAGGUCUGGCUUAGCGUAGCCGUAUCUUGACAUCAACGUCAACAUGAUGCCGCAUCCCAGUCCCCCAACCAAAGCGACGACCAGCAACUCUCGCCGCCGUGCAAGACUGCCCCUCUCCAUCUCCAUCUGCAUCUCCACCACUCUUUCAGCCCGCCCCAACGACCUCAAGCACCCCCCUCAUCUCCCC
Molecule: messenger RNA, 1959 nt
Organism: Boeremia exigua
Lineage: Eukaryota; Fungi; Ascomycota; Dothideomycetes; Pleosporales; Didymellaceae
Product: glycosyl hydrolase
Exons: 1
Coding region: 153-1730 (525 amino acids)
Biological process (GO): carbohydrate metabolic process
Molecular function (GO): hydrolase activity, hydrolyzing O-glycosyl compounds
Source: RefSeq, a predicted model, not a curated record